UCUCGAUGCUAGCGCGUGUCUUCUGUGCCGAGGAAACGGGAUUCUUUCAGUGUUUCUUUUUUAGUGAAAAGUGUAGUGAACUGAAGCAAAAAUUCAGGAAAGAUUGCCAAGUGAAGUGAAUGACUUUUUGCAAACCCGACGGAACGCCGGAGAAAAAAGAGAAGAAGAAGAAAAAGAAAAAGUGAAGAGAUCAUCGCAUGCCGCGAUUGCUUGCAGUUUGUUGUUGUGCGUUGAAUCACAAUUACUAAGCAGAAGCAGCAUCCGCCAACGAACACGAAGGAGAAAAUAUAUUAACAGAAGCAGCAGCAGCAGCACCAGCAGUCGAUGUGAAGAUCCGAAAGGAAUGGUUAAUGUGUGGCUUCGGCAGAGUUUGAUCGUUGCAUAAGUUGGGAAGAUAGUAAUAAUAAAAAAAGCAAACUUGAACCUCGCAGAACCGCCGAAGAGUGGAGCGGGUAGAGGGCUUAUGCUUAUGCAGAGGAAAAACAGCUACCACUCAUCAGCAGCAGCAGCAGCAGCACAACUCAUCAGUUCACGUUCGCGAAGAGGCGACGAAACAAAAACAAACUGAAUCUAUUGUAUUCGGCCGAACGGGGGUUCGUUGCAAAAACAAGCAGCAACAGCGAGCACGCCAAAGAUCUGCUUUGCAUUUUCGGCCACAUCCUACUUACCACUUCCUGCUAACGGACGCGGGCGGACGGGGAUCAAUCCGAUUGGCAGACAGGUGGUAUAGUGCGCGCAACGUGACUUCGAGGAUCGACGAGACUUGUUCAGCGAGACAGACGACGACGAUGAGCAUCAUGUGGAAGCAAACGACCGUACUGGUGGUGGUCGCCUUUGGCGCCUUCCUGUACAACAGUCAUCAAACGUACGGGCAAAUCUUCGGCUACGAAGCUGGCGUCGACUAUCCUGCCUACGAUAAGAUCCCGUCCGGGCUGACGUUCCGUUGUGCCGAUCGACAGCCGGGCUACUACGCGGACAUCGAAACGCGGUGCCAGGUGUGGCACUGGUGCCUACCGACCGGCUACAUGUUCUCCUUCCUCUGCCCCAACGGAACCGUCUUCAAUCAAGCUUAUCGCGUUUGCGAUUGGUGGACGAAUGUCAACUGUCCGGAGUCGGAAGCGAUGUACAGCAUCAACGACGAUCUGUACCGAGACAUUGAGGGCAAUCUGAUCAUUGGCUAGCAGACCGCGAGCGGGCUGGAACAUCAAAGACAUCCUAGGCAUGCUGUUACCGAUCUGUAAUCCGAUAGAUCCGCAGCAGCAGCGAAACCAUUCACUUAGCAGCAUUGUGAGAUUCCUGUCAGUUUUAUUUUCAUUAUUUUGUGUUUGUUUUACUUUUGUAAAUAUAAUUUAUAACUAU
Molecule: messenger RNA, 1359 nt
Organism: Anopheles darlingi
Lineage: Eukaryota; Metazoa; Arthropoda; Insecta; Diptera; Culicidae
Product: U-scoloptoxin(01)-Er1a-like
Exons: 4
Coding region: 789-1181 (130 amino acids)
Cellular component (GO): extracellular region
Molecular function (GO): chitin binding
Source: RefSeq, a predicted model, not a curated record